Staurois parvus is the source of this 337-nucleotide messenger RNA. The record is from the annotation of a GenBank genome assembly. Lineage: Eukaryota; Metazoa; Chordata; Amphibia; Anura; Ranidae.
UGACAAAAUGGAACCCACCAGCAGUGUGAGGAGACCUGAAAGUGGCACAUGGCAGAGUGUGGCGAUGGAGACAGCAGCAAUGGGAGGCCGUACAGGGACCCAUGACACACUCUGGACCUGGCAGCAGCAUGAGGAGGCAGUACAGGGGCCCAUGACAGAUUACGGGCCUGGCAGCAGCAUGAGGAGUCGCCCAUACAGCACCCUAUCACAAAAUGGAACCCACCAACAGUGUAAGGAGACCUGAAAGUGGCACAUGGCAGGGUCUGGCGAUGAAGUCAGCAGCAAUGGGAGGCCGUACAGGGACCCAUGACACACUCUGGACCUGGCAGCAGCAAGA